AUGAAACGUUAUACAUCUUGUCUCGUAUUUGCCGCCUGGCUGUGCGUCAGCGCCAAUGCUGAGGACGAUGGUUAUGUCCCACCAGUUCCACUGCACGAAGCCGUGACCACGAAAUCAACUGCUACAGACAUCAACGACGCCUCUCUAGCCGGAGAGCAAGGGAAACCCGCAGAGGAAGUUGCUGACAGUCUGCGCCAGGGAGCAUCAACACCCCAGGAGACUGGAGAUGGAAGUGCCUUAGCGAAACAAGACACUGCGCCCGCUGCACCACAAAGCGACGCUGCGAAGAUGAGCGAGAUAACUGGAUCAUCGGAUGCUCCAGUGGAAGCAUCAAGUGAAGCAGCAUCGAGUUCCGCUCCAGUUGCCUCACAUGUCGAGGAAACAGCUAAAGAAGCAAACGCCACUGAAAUGGUGCAGGCCAAAAAACCCUUGGCAAUGGACCCAAUAGCUGAGAUGAUGGGAGGAGAAUUCAACACUGAAGCUAACCAAACAAUGGCUGAUAGCUUCCUUAACGUUCGCUCUCGCGUUCUGCGCUUGAAGGCAAAUCGUGACCUGUAA
This is a messenger RNA of Eimeria maxima, 558 nucleotides long. RefSeq lists its product as hypothetical. The coding region runs from base 1 to 558 and encodes 185 amino acids. The record is from RefSeq and is a predicted model, not a curated record. Lineage: Eukaryota; Apicomplexa; Conoidasida; Eucoccidiorida; Eimeriidae. The transcript is spliced from 7 exons.